Messenger RNA from Colletotrichum truncatum, 294 nucleotides. RefSeq lists its product as uncharacterized. NCBI's taxonomy places the organism in Eukaryota, Fungi, Ascomycota, Sordariomycetes, Glomerellales, Glomerellaceae. The record is from RefSeq and is a predicted model, not a curated record.
AUGGUCUCUUUCACUACUAUUGCACUAGCUUUAAUAUCGGCUACUGCUGUUGCUGCACAGCUCCCUGACCCGGGCCAGGAGGUAGACUGUGACUGCACAGAUCUGAGGAAUGGGGUUGUAAUUCCGGACGAUGCUGGCACGAGAAGCGGGUGCGCGGGGCGUGGGUAUCUUGUUAACCGAAACGGCGAUCUUAAGUGUGUUAUUGUUGAGGAUGGUACUCCGCACCACACCCGAGCCCGAGACUUCGUUAACCACUGCCACCUGCACGGAACAUGCGGUUGGGUUGGUCAGUAA